Molecule: messenger RNA, 4080 nt
Organism: Cuscuta europaea
Lineage: Eukaryota; Viridiplantae; Streptophyta; Magnoliopsida; Solanales; Convolvulaceae
Source: the annotation of a GenBank genome assembly
ACGCAUCUUGAUAAGCGACAGAGGCACUCACUUCUACAACAAAACUGUGAGUACCUUGUUAAAGAAAUAUGGCGUCACACAUAAACUCUCCACCGCCUACCAUCCACAGACAAACGGUCAAGCUGAGGUAUCAAACAGAGAGCUGAAAUCAAUUCUUCAAAAGACAGUAAAUCCGAACCGUAAGGAUUGGAGCCUGCGCAUGGAUGAUGCCUUAUGGGCAUACAGGACCGCUUUCAAAACCCCAAUUGGAAUGUCACCCUAUAGACUCGUGUUCGGUAAGGCCUGUCAUCUUCCGGUCGAACUCGAACACAAGUCUUAUUGGGCGUUCAAAACAUUCAAUCUCGACAUAGCUAAAGCAGGAGAGCAAAGGAAGCUACAACUCCAGGAACUAGAAGAGCUUCGAUUGGAGUCCUAUGAGAAUGCCGCCAUCUACAAGGAAAAGACGAAGGUAUGGCAUGACAAAAUGAUAAUAAGAAAGGAUUUCCAAGUUGGAGACAAAGUCCUUCUUUUUCUCUCACGCCUUCGCCUUUUCCCCGGAAAAUUGAGAUCACGAUGGGAAGGACCAUUCGAGGUGGUCAAAGUCUACACCCAUGGCGCAGUGGAAAUAAAAAGCCUCGAUACCGGAAAAAUCCUCAAGGUUAAUGGACAUCAACUCAAACCAUUCCUUGAAGGUUUCCAGAAAGAAAGCAUUGAAUGCAUGGAUCUCAUCGAUCCAAUCUUUGAAGAAUGAACACAACAAUGGCGUCGUGCCGCGACGUUAACUAAGGUGCUUCUUGGGAGGCAACCCAAGCAAGGUACAUUUUUCUUUUAUUGUUAACCCCCCCUGUCAAUGUUUUCAAUUAUGUCUUUGAGAGGUUGAGAGGGAGGGCACUAAUCAUGGGUUUUUGAAAAAAAAAAAAAAGAAAUAAAAAAUUUUUGCAGGUUUUUGAACAUCUGGGGACAUACCCGAUCGAGUAUAACCUUAUACUCGGUCGGGUAUGAGCAAAAAAAAAAGGGACCGGGCACUACUCGAUCGAGGGAGCAUUCAAAAUUUGAAAAAUAAGCAAUACCCGAUCGGGUAUCACUAUACACCCGGUCGGGUAUCGCUAGAAAUGCUAAAAUUGAAGGGGACUGAUUCCCACACUCGACCGAGUACACGCUUCAAAAAUGAAAAAAAAAAGCACAUACCCGAUCGGGUAUGGAGGAAUACUCGACCGGGUACAGGAGACAGGCUGCUCAAAAAGUACAUUUUCUAAGCAUACUCGACCGGGUAACCCCACCAUACCCGAUCGAGUACAGGAGGCAGGCCGCUCAAAAACUUCACUUUCCAGCCAUACCCGACCGAGUACCAGCACAUACUCGAUCGGGUAUACGGGUCUUAUAACCCCAAAUCAGCCCCAAAACACUUCAUCUUCCCCAAAUUCCCAACCCCAUCUCGAACAAAAAACGCCCAAACCCCAUUUUUACACCUUCUCUCUACCAUAUCUCUUCCAAAUCUUCACCAAAUCCACCCAUUCCAACGCCAAAACACUCCCCUCAUCCUCCUCUACACAUUCAUACCCAACAAUCCCAUUCUCCCCCAACUUUCAGAGGUCCGAAAAACCCUACCCCACCAUCCCAAUUUCGGUUUUCAAAGGCCAAAAUCACUUCAAAUGGCUCCAAGGAAAGAGAAAGGGCAGAGCUCAAGCACUAGGACAAUCAUCCCGGGCUACGAGGACAUCCUUUUCGUGGACAACGAACAACGCACACGCUUCUUGUCCACAAUUGAAAGGCAAGUCAAACCUUCCCGCUUUUUAUGCCUUGAUGCUCUAAAGGAAUUAGGAGUAUACACAAUAAUGAAGAAAUUUUUUCAUGAAUUGCAUAUGGAUAAAAUUUUCAAAAUGAAAUACAACUCAAAUGAAAAAAUUAUCUAUGAAUUCCUAAGCUCGGUGCACUUUGAGAACAAUGAGGAGGACUUUAGAGAUGAUAAACUCAGGUUUCGAUUGUUUAAUCACAAUCACACCAUCACGAAACUUGAGUUUGCCGAACACUUUGGUAUUCCGGUCCCGUACCAAAAGUCUAUAUCCGACAAUACCGCCUUCGGCCACACCCUAUGGACCAAGAUGACCGGGGAGACCAAAUUUAGCUCCUCCCAACUAUACAUUAGUCAUGUCCAACAUCCAGUCCUACGCCUCUUUUUGAAAUUUCUUGCCAACUCCUUGCUUGGACGUCCCAACAACCAUCAUACAAGGAUGGGGGAUGUAUGCCUCAUCUCGGUUGCCUUAUUCCGUAUCCACGUGGAUUUCAACCUCUGUAAUCUCAUGUGGGCUCAUCUAAAGAAGGAAAGUGUGGCAAAGGGUGCUAUCGUAGUGGGCGGGGUGAUUAUGCACUUGGCCACAAAGUUCGGGUAUACGGAUGACUCUCCUAUACCCGACUACUGUUUAAUGAACAUAUCUUGGCUAGGCCACUCGGGCUGUACUUCUUUUUCACACACCGUUUAUGGUGAAGAAAGGCCCAAAAAUAUGUACAACUGGCACAUCCACCCCAAACCCCUCAAAUACUUCCUCUUGCCCAACCCAGAACUCCCCCAACUCCACUUCGAAACAGGCAGGCCGGAUCAACAUUACCUCUUCCCAAACGCCCUCCCACCACAUCUUCAAGAACCGGAACAGGAACUCCCCCAAAACCAACCCGAUGACGAGCCCUACGAGCAACUCCAUAGCCAUCCAACCAUGAGCCAUGAUUUCCCAGAACAAAGCCACAACCCUCCACCACCCGACUUCUUUCAACAACUUUUGGAGGGUCAACAACAACUUCUUACGGGAAUAGCCCAAAUGGACAACCGGCUCAACCGAUUAGAGGAAGAGCAAAGAGCCGGUUUUCAAAGAUUGGAGGAAGAGAAAAGGGCCGGCUUUCAACGUUUGGAGGAGCUCCGGGAGGCCGAUAGACACCGGUAUGAGGAAGACCAACAUAGGUUCUACGGGCCUAUGUACUCGUUUAUGGCACAGCAGGGAUCCUUCCAUACCAUGGCGAACCCUCCUCCACCACCCUCAUGGUAUGACCCCACUCAUUGGGGUAACUUUGGAGGAUCUGGCUCCGGUGGUGGAGGGUACGACGGCGGAGAUGGCGGGGACACUUACAUGGGAGAUGGUGGCCAAGGGAGCGGUUUUGGAGGGAGCUACUACGGAGGAGAAGGCGGGCACUAGGGACAGUGCGUGAUUCAAGUGCGGGGGAGACACUCAUGAUGGUAUGUAAUUCUCAUUUGUACCUAGCACUAUGCAUGUAAUUCUUUUGAACUUUUACACUCAAAAAAAAAAUGUACAAAAAAAAAAAUAAACAAAAGAAAAUAAAUGCUAGUUAGGUUGAAAACCCAACAAAAUGGGCAAUCUAAGCAAAAAAGGCUUAUAUAAAAAAAAAUGAGUGAGUUGGAGAGAAUGGAAAAUGAAAAGAGGUGCUAGGAUGAAAACCUGAAAAGGCUCCUAGGCAAAAUGAGAGAUAUGAGAGAAAUGUUUGAUCUUGCAGGCACUCAUUGUAUCCUUAUGAAGAAUAUGAAGAUUCAAGAUAAAGAAGAAGAGAGGAGGAGAAAAGAAGACAACACUAGGAGGCCAUUAAACCCAAGAUGCUCUUUUGUGAUUUGAGUUCAAAACUCAUUUUUUGUAAUCCUUGGUGGUCUUUGUGUUUGUAUUAUCUUUUUGUUGAACUGUGGAACUUUUGGACAAACAUUGACACUUGUAAACAUUUGAUCUUACUCGAGACGAGUAAAGGUUUAAGUGUGGGGGAGUUGAUACGUUCGUAAUUUCCAUUUCUAUGUUUAUGUUUUUAAUUAGUUUUGCUUGACUUUUACUUUGGAAAUUACACACUUUUGGUGUAAUAGAUUAGAUUGUUAAAUUCUUGUAAAUAGGUUAGAUUAGACAUUUUCUGAGCUUAAGCAGGUUUUUGUCACCCAAAGUACAGUUGGUGAACCCAAAAAGUGAAGAGAAGGUACAAAAGUUCAAAGACAAAAGAAGAUCCUGAAUUUUGGUCUAUACUCGGUCGAGUAUUAGCUAUACUCGAUCGGGUAUUAGGUUGGAACUUCAAAUCGGAUCAGAUCCGAAGACAAAGGAACAUGCAGGGAAGAUUUUG